This is a messenger RNA of Menidia menidia (Atlantic silverside), 612 nucleotides long. Lineage: Eukaryota; Metazoa; Chordata; Actinopteri; Atheriniformes; Atherinopsidae. The record is from the annotation of a GenBank genome assembly.
AUGCGACCGACUCGGCUUUUUUCCUCGUUUGGCUCCACAGGCGAGCAGCUGCAGAUAAACCAGCCCAAAGUCUACGACUGUGCCGUUCCCGGGUCCCUGGCGUCCCGCGUCCCCGCGCUGGCCGCCGUCUGCGAGAAACGGAGCCUCCGGCCGGCGUCCAAUCGCAGCGCAGCGCUCACCUCCAAAGGCGGGGCCAGCUUCAUCAGCUUCGCCAAAGGAGCCGCGUUCAACGACGACCUGUACCACUCCUGGGUGGCCCCCGCCCUAAAGUCGGACCUCCUGGUCCAGUUCUGGAUCCGGUCCCCCGGGGUCCUGCCCUCCAACUGCUCUCUGGGCUGGAGGGUGUGGGACGUCCAGCGGAUCCGCCCCGGGCAGGCCUCCGCCUUCAGGACCAGCCAGGACCACUCCAAGUGGGCGGUCAGCCCCGGGGCGGGGUUAGGGUUAGGGUUAGGGUUAGGGUUAGGGCGGGGGGGCGGCUGGGUCUGCGUGGGGGACAUCAACAGGAACAGGGCGGAGGAACGGCGGGGGGGGGGCACCGUGUGUCUGCAGCAGCCCCAGGUCUGGAAGGCCUACAGGGACGCAGUGCUAGAGUGGGAGGCCUGUGGGGGUUAG